UGCUCAGGAGCAACUGGUGUGUCCUGUUGAACAUGCAUGCAUGCUGCAGAUCUGACGCACAGCAAGACACAAUGCAGGAAUCUGAGCCCAGCGUGUGUCAGCUGCAGCCCAACAUCAUCUCAGUGCGCCUCUUCAAAAGAAAGAUCGGUGGGCUGGGCUUUCUGGUCAAACAACGUGUGUGCAAGCCACCCGUCAUCAUCUCUGACCUCAUCCGGGGUGGGGAGGCGGAGGAAUGUGGGCUGGUCCAAGUCGGCGACAUCGUCCUGGCCGUGAACAACAAGCCUUUGGUGGACCUGAGCUACGAACGUGCGCUCGAGACCCUGAAGAACGUGUCGCCCGAGAGCCACGCCGUCCUCAUCCUCCGCGGACCCGAGGGCUUCACCACUCACCUGGAGACCACGCUGAGCAGUGACGGGAAACCCAAAACGGUUCGGGUCACCAGGCCCGUUAUCCCCGCUCAGAGCAGGCCGUGUGAACGAUGUUCGCCUCUCAGCCCCAACAUGACCAAAGAGCUCAGGGCCAUAGAGAACCUGUCCUCUUCCUCCACUCCCAGGAAAGACCCACGGGAGAGCAAACCCCUGAUUCCCCUGCUGGCCCAGGACUCUCUGCUCAGAGAAGGAGACCAUUCAGCCCUUCUCCUCAAUGGGGUGGAGGAGAACAACGACCUGAUGAAGGAGAUCGAGCCAGUGCUGAAGCUCAUCAAGAACAGCAAAAAAGAGAUCAACGGAGAAGGUCAGAGAGACGUAGAGAGGAAGGAUGUCGAAGUGCAGGUGGAGAGAGACCUUGGUGUGGGAAAUGGACAGAACGCCCAGCUGGCGUCGGAUAACGACAGAGUGUUUGAUGACCUCUGGAGAAAGGACAACAUGCCUACGGUGCUUAACAACCCUUACUCAGAGACUGACAAGCCACAGUCCCAUGGGAGAGUUUCCCCCACUAAGACUGUGCAGAAUGGGAGUCCCACCAAGUGUCCCAGAUUCAUGAAAGUGAAGAACUGGGAAACUGGAGCUUUAUACAAUGAUACUUUACAUCUCAGCUCCAGCGAGGUGCCGAUCUGCACUGAGCAAGUUUGUAUAGGCUCUGUUAUGGUGCCAAACCAGCACAGUCGCAAACCAGAUGAAGUCCGAAGAAAAGAGGAACUGCUACCACUUGCAACAGAUUUUAUUGACCAGUACUACACAUCAAUCAAAAGAUGCGGCUCAAAGGCCCAUGUUGACCGGCAAGAAGAGGUUAAAAAAGAGAUAGAAACUUCUGGAAUGUAUCAAUUGAAAGACAGAGAGCUGAUCUAUGGGGCCAAACAUGCAUGGAGAAAUGCAGCUCGCUGUGUGGGACGGAUCCAGUGGUCCAAACUACAGGUGUUCGAUGCUCGAGACUGCACAACCGCUCAUGGAAUGUUUAAUUACAUCUGCAACCACAUCAAAUACGCCACCAACAAAGGAAACCUCAGAUCGGCUAUUACCAUCUUCCCCCAGAGGACAGACGGGAAGCAUGACUUCCGGGUGUGGAACAGCCAGUUGAUCCGGUACGCAGGCUACAAGCAGCCUGAUGGAUCAAUUCUCGGAGAUCCGGCUUCGGUGGAGCUUACAGAGAUCUGUAUACAGCAAGGAUGGAAAGCUCCAAAAAGCCAUUUUGACGUUUUGCCCCUUCUUCUCCAAGCCAAUGGAAACGAUCCAGAGCUUUUUGAGAUUCCUGAUGAUCUUGUGCUUGAGGUUCCCAUCAUACAUCCAAAGUUCGAAUGGUUUAAGGAGCUGAAUCUAAAGUGGUAUGGCCUUCCUGCUGUGUCUAACAUGCUGUUAGAGAUCGGGGGACUGGAGUUCACAGCCUGCCCCUUCAGCGGCUGGUACAUGGGGACAGAGAUCGGCGUCAGAGACUUCUGCGACAGCUCUCGAUACAACAUACUUGAGGAAGUAGCUACAAUGAUGGGGCUGGACACUAGGAAGACUUCAUCCCUGUGGAAGGACCAGGCACUGGUGGAGAUCAACAUCGCAGUCCUUUAUAGUUUCCAGGUGUCAAAGGUUACCAUAGUAGACCAUCACUCAGCCACCGAGUCCUUCAUAAAGCACAUGGAGAAUGAGUACAGAGUGAGGGGAGGCUGCCCGGGUGACUGGGUUUGGAUAGUGCCGCCCAUGUCAGGCAGCAUUACACCUGUUUUCCACCAGGAAAUGCUCAACUAUCGCCUCACACCUUCUUUUGAGUACCAGCCUGACCCGUGGAACACUCACGUGUGGAAAGGGAUGAAUGGAACGCCCACAAAGAAAAGAGCAAUUGGAUUCAAGAAACUUGCCAAGGCUGUGAAAUUCUCCGCCAAACUCAUGGGACAAGCCAUGGCCAAGAGAGUCAAAGCCACCAUCUUGUUCGCCACAGAAACUGGGAAGUCGCAGGACUAUGCAAAAACGCUCUGUGAGAUUUUCAAGCAUGCAUUUGAUGCCAAGGUGAUGUCCAUGGAUGAAUAUGACACCGUCGAUUUGGAACACGAGACGCUUGUGUUAGUGGUGACAAGUACGUUCGGCAAUGGGGACCCUCCUGAGAACGGAGAAAAAUUUGGUGCGGCACUGAUGGAGAUGAGACAUCCCACCACCAGCGUAGAAGACCGAAAGUCGUACAAGGUGCGUUUUAACAGCGUCUCUUCAUAUUCUGAUACCCACAAAUCCUCCAGCGACGAACCUGAAUCCAAAGCCAACUUUGAGAGCACUGGACCACUUGCUAAUGUCAGAUUCUCUGUGUUUGGCCUUGGCUCUCGGGCAUACCCACACUUCUGUGCAUUUGCCCACGCAGUGGACACGCUGUUCGAAGAGCUUGGUGGGGAACGAAUCCUGCGCAUGGGAGAGGGAGAUGAACUCUGCGGCCAAGAGGAAUCCUUCAAAACAUGGGCCAAGAAGGUCUUCAAGGCUGCAUGUGACGUUUUCUGUGUCGGCGACGAUGUUAAUAUUGAGAAAGCGAACGAUUCCUUGAUUAGCAACGAUCGUAGCUGGAAGAAAAGCAAGUUCCGGAUGACAUACACGGCGGAGGCACCGACACUAACGCAAGCGCUUUACAGCAUCCAUAAGAAGAAAGUUUACGGGGCCAAAUUUCUGAUGAGACAGAACCUACAAAGUGCCAGAUCGAACCGAUUGACUAUAUUUGUGCGUCUUGAUGCCAACAACCACGAGAGCCUGAAAUACUUGCCUGGUGACCAUUUAGGCGUUUUCCCUGGCAACAACGAAGUUCUAGUUACGACUCUUAUUGAGAAACUGGAGGACGCACCGCCUGUCAAUCAGAUUGUGAAAGUGGAGUUCUUGGAAGAAAGAAACACAGCGUUGGGUGUGAUAAGUAACUGGACAGACGAGAGUCGUAUUCCGCCCUGUACCAUCUAUCAGGCUUUCAAAUACUUCCUGGACAUAACCACCCCUCCAAGUCCCCUGCUACUGCAACAGUUUGCUCCUCUAGCGACUAAUGAGAAACAGAGAAAGAGACUAGAGGUGCUCAGCAAGGGUUUGCAGGAGUAUGAGGAAUGGAAGUGGUACAAUAACCCUACCAUAGUGGAGGUGUUGGAGGAGUUCCCAUCCCUCCAGAUCCCCUCCACCCUUCUCUUGACCCAGCUGCCCCUCCUACAGCCACGAUACUACUCCAUCAGCUCCUCUCCAGACCUCCAUCCAGGAGAGAUACACCUCACUGUGGCGGUGGUGUCCUAUCGGCCCAGAGAUGGAGAAGGUCCUGUGCACCACGGAGUGUGUUCCUCUUGGCUCAAUAGCUUGGAAGGCGAUGCGGUGCCAUGCUUUGUCAGAGGGGCUCCAUCGUUCCGUAUGCCAAAAGACAGCCAGGUUCCGUGUAUUCUGAUUGGUCCAGGCACUGGAAUUGCUCCAUUCAGAAGCUUCUGGCAACAGAGACUGUAUGAUAUUGAAAACAAGGGAAUUAAGGCAUGCCCCAUUAUCUUGGUUUUCGGUUGUCGGCAGUCACAGAUUGACCACAUUUACAAGGAAGAGACCAUCCAGGCCAAGAACAAGGAAGUGUUUAAAGAGCUUUACACCGCAUACUCCAGAGAGCCUGGGAGACCAAAGAAAUACGUCCAGGAUGUGCUUCGCGAGCAGCUGUCUGAAACAGUGUACAAAUAUCUGCGAGAAGGAGGAGGACAUAUCUAUGUCUGUGGAGACGUCACCAUGGCCGGAGACGUACUGAAAACAGUCCAGCAGAUCUUUAAACUGCAUGGAAACAUGUCUCUGGAAGAUGCCGGCUUCUAUAUCAGCAAACUAAGGGAUGAGAAUCGAUACCAUGAGGACAUCUUCGGUGUAACCCUGCGCACUUACGAGGUCACCAACCGUCUAAGGUCGGAGUCUAUUGCAUACAUCGAAGAGAGCAAGAAAGACACGGAUGAGGUGUUUUGCUCAUAGUCACAUUUUCCGUCCAUAUAUCGCUGGUUUUUGCUCAUGCUCUAAUCAGCCAACCAGAAGCAUGAUGGGACACCAACCAUGAUUCACGAAAACUGUGCCAAGUUUGUCUGUUAAAAAAUUGUUCUUCUCUUUUUUUAUGGAAUAUUUCAUUUUCUUUGCUAGGUCUUGUUUGAUGUGCAUCUCUGUGAUCAAAAUCUGCAUUAAUACAAUUACAGUUCACUUGAAUUUCUGAAUGCACUUUUUUAUGUGUCUUUAUGCUUUGUCCUGACUAAUGGGCUGCGUGCACUUAGACAUGGCCUGCCUUUUUUUAAGUGUAAGCAAGAUCAGCGGCUUUCCUCAUGUGCAACAUGCAUAGAUAUUGACUUUACUAUCAAGAGAUGGGACGUUUUUGGUUUGGAUAGUGAGUCUCGAGGUUAUUGUGCACGUUUGAUUAAAGACCAAGUCUCUAUCCAUGCUAAAAAGAGAGGACAUGCUCGUAUCUACAGAAAGUGAAUCUGUUUAAAAGAACCAAACAUAGACCUUUUUAAGCAGAACAAUUCACGCUGGCCUUAAAAAGUGGGUUCAGAUCUCAUUUUGGUCCAUUUUGAUUAAUUUUGGUUUUGAAAGAGUCACAACCAACCAUUUUAUUAAUUAUAUCAUUAA
Molecule: messenger RNA, 5006 nt
Organism: Sinocyclocheilus anshuiensis
Lineage: Eukaryota; Metazoa; Chordata; Actinopteri; Cypriniformes; Cyprinidae
Gene: nos1
Product: nitric oxide synthase 1 (neuronal)
Exons: 29
Coding region: 33-4364 (1443 amino acids)
Biological process (GO): nitric oxide biosynthetic process
Molecular function (GO): calmodulin binding; flavin adenine dinucleotide binding; nitric-oxide synthase activity
Source: RefSeq, a predicted model, not a curated record